Protopterus annectens (West African lungfish) is the source of this 5109-nucleotide messenger RNA. RefSeq names its product zinc finger protein 532 (gene ZNF532). The transcript is spliced from 10 exons. The record is from RefSeq and is a predicted model, not a curated record. NCBI's taxonomy places the organism in Eukaryota, Metazoa, Chordata, Ceratodontiformes, Protopteridae. The coding region runs from base 958 to 4866 and encodes 1302 amino acids.
CAGAUAAUGGCGGCCAUUCUAGCUCUGAGACACCACCCAUUCAUUAACCCUUUAGGCUCUUCUUUCACCACUGAUCUUGUAGGUAAAAUGUGGCUACAGUAGGGGAUAUGCUUUUGAACAGCUAGUUGAAAAUGCUGUUACGCAUAGGGCAGCCUUUUUUUUAAUUAAAAGCUUAUGAUCAUGGUUUGAAUAUUUGUUAUUUUUCAGUUUGGCCUUAUAAGGCAGACUGGAAGUCUGAGGUUAGAAUUAUCAAAGCUGUAAUAGAUUUUUGUUUUGAAGGCCUGGAAAAAUAGGUGGCCAUUAAUGUUGCUGUAGGCAUUCUGGAGAACUGACAAAGAAGACUCAGAUAUGGGAGAUGAAACAUGAUUCUUUUAUCCUGUAGAUACAGAUUGGUCAGCUGAACAUCUGUGCAAAGAAUUGCUGCCUUGCCAGUUAAUUGAGGAGUCUCAUAUUUAGCCUUGUUUGAUCCAGAGUGGACAUUAUAAGCCUCUAUGCAGUACAGAGCUUGAUCAAAUACAAUAUGUAGACACUCGAUUCAGAAUUGUAAGCCCACAUCCUAUGCUGUGUAAAGUUACAGAAGCAGUUGUGAUCUGUGAAUUAUGCAAUCUGAGAACAACUGAUUUGCCCUCAUGCCUGCUGCUCAAAUAAUAUUUUAUAAUGAGCAGUGUUGACACUACAGAUUCACAUCCAUUUCAUCACUUCCAUUCUGAACAUUGUACAUAGCAGCUUCCUAACAGCUGGUGAGAAAGAAACGGAUACAGCUUUUUUCUGUCUUGGCUUGGAGGGGCUCGGGUAGAUUUGGGCCAAACAAUAAUAUCCUGGAGUGCAAAGAAAUCAUCAUGUGGGGCAGUGAGAAAGCUAUCAGGAAGUGGCAACAUUUAAAUCACCAUUUGAGGAGGACUGCUGUACCGCUUCAGAGCUUUUGGAAAAGAAAAUGAAUUUCAUCAGUAGAAGCACAUGAUCAUGGGGGAUAUGAAGACCCCAGACUUUGAAGACCUUCUUGCUGCAUUCGACAUCCCUGAUAUGGUCGAUCCUAAAGUAGCUAUUGAAUCUGGGCACGACGACCAUGAAAAUUCAAUAAAACAGAAUGCCCAUACUGAUGAUGAUAGUCACACUUCAUCAGCUCCAGAUGUUGGUGUAAGUGUAAUUGUCAAAAAUAUCCGUAACAUUGAUUCUACUGAAGGAGCUGAUAAAGACACCCACCAUUCUGCAGGUAAUGGAUUGCAUAAUGGAUUUCUUCCUGUAUCAACACUUGAUCGUUACAAAGAAGGAAACAAAUCCAUUAAAAAUGAUAACUUGGUCUCUGAAUCUGCAAUUAAGGACACAUUCAACCAGUUUAGUCCUAUUUCUAGUGCUGAAGAAUUUGAUGAUGAUGAAAAGAUUGAGGUGGUCGAUCCUCCUGAUAAAGAAGAAAUCCUUAAAACCUAUAGAUCAAAUGUGUUAGGAGGAUCAGUUGCUCGGCAGGAGUAUGAAAGAACAAAGGGUGUUGGUGAAGAUGACUUGGUCAAAUCGGCCAUUUCUGUCAGUAGUGAAGAGAAAAGUAAGGUAGCAAAACGAGAAACUGACCAUAGUCCAAUCAGCGUAGGAGUUUAUGAAUCAUUUAAAAUUAGAAGAGCAGAAGAAAAAAAUGCAAAAGCUAAUUCAGAAAAAAUGCUUGAAAACAGACAACUGGAUGACCCAAAUAAUGAAAAAUGUGGAGAUGGCUGUAGCAGAGACUCAAUGCCUAAAACAAGAUCUUCAAUGAAACUUUCAUCUUGCAUUGCAGCAAUUGCCGCACUUAAUGCUAAGAAAGCUAGUGUAGAUAAGGAAUCUCCAUGUAAUUCAAGGAGUUCUUCUCCACAAUCAAAAGAAGUAAAAGAUAUUUCUAAGGUUAUUGAGAAAUCCCCUGAAUGUCAGAGUCCUGUGGAAUUAUCAAAAAAGGUAUGUAUGAAACAGCCAGAUAGCCCUAUGAGCAUUUCUAGUGAAAACAGUAGCAAAGGCUCACCAUCUUCUUUAGCAAGCUCAACACCAGCAAUUCCCAAGGUCCGUAUAAAAACUAUUAAAACAUCAUCUGGGGAAAUCAAAAGAACAGUAACCAGAGUCCUACCAGAAGCUGAUCAGGAUACUUUGAAGAAGGGACUUGAACAGGCAUCUUCCAUAGUUGUUUCUUCACUUCUAGCAACCCCAAGUUCUGCUGUGCUUUCUUCUCCUUCUAGAACACCAUUGCAGGCUACUGCUGCUGGCAGUUCUCGUGCAUCUCCUGACCUCACUCCAAAGCAAGUCACUAUUAAACCAGUUGCAACAGCCUUUCUUCCUGUUUCAGCAGUAAAGACAGCAGGAUCACAGGUAAUUAAUUUGAAGCUUGCUAAUAACACUACUGUGAAAGCUACUGUAAUUUCUGCUGCAUCUGUUCAGAGUGCCAGCAGUGCCAUUAUUAAAGCUGCCAAUGCAAUUCAGCAACAGACUGUAGUAGUACCAGCAUCCAGCCUUGCCACUGCAAAGCUUGUGCCAAAGACUGUACACCUUGCCAAUCUUAAUCUCCUGCCACAGGGUAUGCAGACCUCUUCUGAACUCCGACAAGUCCUCACUAAAACUCAGCAGCCAAUAAAACAGGCAAUAAUUACUACAACAACCACUCAGCCUCCUAAAAAAGUAUCUAGAGUUCAAGUACUGGCAUCUUCACAGAGCUCUGUGGUAGAAGCGUUUAAUAAGGUACUGAGCAGUGUUAAUCCUGUCCCUGUAUAUAUCCCAAAUCUUUGCCCUCCUCCCAGUGCUGGCAUUUCUUUGCCUUCACGAGGAUACAAGUGCUUGGAAUGUGGUGAUUCAUUUGCUCUGGAAAAAAGCUUAAGCCAGCAUUAUGAUAGAAGAAGUGUGCGAAUUGAAGUGACAUGUAACCACUGCACAAAAAAUUUAGUUUUCUACAACAAAUGUAGCCUUCUUUCCCAUGCUCGUGGGCACAAAGAAAAAGGUGUUGUCAUGCAGUGCUCACACUUGAUCUUGAAGCCAGUUCCAGCAGACCAGAUGAUUGCUUCAGCUUCUUCUUCUUCAUCAUCAUUGUCAAAUAGUAGCAAACCUGCAUCAAUUCCUAUUUCUAUACCAGUAUCAACAGGAGCAGUGGUCAGUAGCAUUGCAAAGACUCUAGUAAACACAUCAAGCACUGUUAUAUCUGCCCCAUCAAGUGCACCAGUUGUUCCAGCUAUGCCUCUUGAAGAAGAUCCUUCUAAACUUUGUAGACAUAGUCUAAAGUGUUUGGAAUGCUUUGAAGUGUUUCAAGAUGAGACCUGUCUUGCUACACAUUUUCAGCAGGCCACUGAUACAAGUACACAGAAAACCUGUUUUAUAUGCCAGAUGCUGCUUCCCAACCCAUGUAGUUUUGCAUCACACCAGAGAAUUCAUCAGCACAAGUCACCAUAUACUUGUCCAGAAUGUGGAGCAAUAUGUCGAUCUGCUCAUUUCCAGACUCAUGUCACCAGGAACUGCCUCCACUAUACUAGAAGAGUUGGAUAUCGUUGUGUACAUUGCAACGUUGUCUACUCUGAUGUCGCAGCGCUCAAGUCUCAUAUUCAAGGCUCCCAUUGUGAGAUCUUUUACAAGUGUCCCAUUUGUCCAAUGGCAUUUAAAUCUGCCCCAAGCACACAUUCACAUGCCUAUACACAGCAUCCUGGAGUCAAGAUAGGAGAACCAAAAAUUAUUUAUAAGUGCUCAAUGUGUGACACUGUAUUUACCCUGCAACCUUUGCUGUAUCGCCAUUUUGAUCAGCAUAUUGAAAAUCAGAAAGUGUCAGUCUUCAAGUGCCCAGAUUGUGCUCUUCUGUUUGCACAAAAACAGCUGAUGAUGGACCACAUUAAGUCUAUGCAUGGCACUCUGAAAAGUAUUGAAGGCCCUCCAAAUCUGGGGAUUAAUUUACUGUCAAAUACCAAGGCUGCAGUACCUGCUUCAGGAGGUCAGAGUAAAGAGGAAACAAAACCUGUCAAUGCGACUGAGAAACUAGAAAAGAAAUCUCAAUCACCUGCAAAGAAAUCUAUACCCCUUAGAAAGACAACCAGCAUCUGCUGGACUUGCUGGGAUUGCGACAGACCAUUCUCGCAAAAGGAGGUUUACAUAUCUCACAUGAGAAAAGAACAUGGCAAGCAAAUGAAGAAAUAUCCAUGCAGACUAUGUGAGAAGUCUUUCAGUUCUUCACACAGUCUUUGUCGCCACAAUCGCAUUAAACACAAAGGCAUUCUGAAAGUAUAUACAUGCUCGCACUGUACCGAUUCAAAGCGUACCUUCAGUAAACGACUGAUGCUAGAAAAGCAUAUUCAACUCAUGCAUGGCAUUAAGGAUCCCGAUGUAAAGGAAAUGGCAGAAACAACUACUUUAGAAGAAACACCAUUAAUAGAGGAUCCUAAGGUUGCUAGUCCAAAGCGAACAUUAGAAGAACCAGUUUCAGAGUUUCCACCUCCUAGAGGAUCCAUCACGCAGCCAUUAAAAAAGCUAAAAAUUAAUGUUUUUAAAGUUCACAAAUGUGCCGUUUGUGGCUUUACCACAGAAAAUCUCCUUCAGUUUCAUGAACACAUACCUCAGCACAAAACUGACGGCUCUUCUCACCAGUGUAGAGAGUGUGGCCUGUGCUAUACUUCUCAUGUUUCUCUCUCGAGACAUCUUUUUAUAGUCCAUAAACUGAAAGAGCCACAACCAGCCUCGAAACAGAAUGGCACCCAUGGUGACAGUCAACAAGAAAACAAAGCAGAGGAAAAUGCUGAGGCAGCAGAUCCCCUGUCACCUGACAAAACUUGUAAAGUUUGUGCUAGAACAUUUGAAACUGAAGCUGCCUUAAAUACUCACAUGAGAACACAUGGUAUGGCCUUCAUAAAGUCAAAAAGAAUGAGUGCAGCUGAGAAAUGACAAUAUUUGGAUAUUUCUGAAGGAAAUACAUUUUUGUUAUGCAGCACUGUAUUGGACCUUCAGUCACCUUUAUUCAGAAAGGGGAUUUUACACCUUAUCUGAACUAUAUUAAGGCGGCAGAAAUCAAGAAGACUUUACAGUGUUAAUGGCUGCUGCAGAAUGUGAUACACUUAUUUCCAGUCACAAACCUCAAAAUAUGUUUUCAGAAAGUAUUAACAAAGUAAAUGAAUUUAGAAAGGAUUU